AUGGGAACCAAAAACCAAGAGCUUCACAUUGCUUUCUUCCCUUUCAUGGCUCAAGGCCACAUAAUCCCCUUCAUGGACUUGGCCAAACUAUUUGUCUCCAGAGGUCUCAAAGCAACCAUAAUCACCACCUCUCCAGAUGCACCCUCCAUUCAAAGCGAACUUCAAAAUUAUUCUAGUUCACAAAUACAAAUAUUCACAAUCAGAGUCCCGACUGCAGAUGUUGGAUUGCCUGAAAAUUGCCAGAGCUUGCACUGUGCCACCACCCCAGAAAUGCAUUUACAAUUUUUUACAGCAACCGGCUUGCUUGGUCCGCAGAUUGAGCAGUUCUUGCAGCAUAAGAAACCCAACUGCCUUAUGGCCGACAUGUUCUUCCCUUGGGCUACCGACUUGGGUUCUGAAUUUGGUGUUCCGGUGCUCCUAUUCCAAGGAAUCGGUUAUUUCCCAUUGUGUGCUAUCCUAUGCGUGCACCUGUACAAGCCUCACCUGUACGUCUCAUCGGAUGCGGACCACUUCGUGAUCCCCAUCUUACCAGGUGCGAUUAAGCUAACAAGAAAAAAGCUAUCGGAUUUUGUUACAAACGGGGAAGAAAACGUGUUUUCGAAGUUGUUAGAAGGUGUGAAAGCGCAGAAACAGAGCCAUGGGGUUCUGGUAAAUAGCUUCUAUGAGCUCGAAGCUGCUUAUGCUGAUCACUACAGAAAUGAUUUGGGGAUCAUAGCUUGGCAUGUGGGCCCACUUUAUCUAGUCAAUGAGAAGCUGGUUAAAGAGAACAAAAGCUCCAUUGAAGAACAACACGAGUGCAUCAAAUGGCUUGCUUUGAAGAAACCCAAUUCAGUUAUUUAUGUGUGUUUUGGGAGCUUAGCAAAUUUUGUGGAUGCCCAGCUGCUGGAAAUUGCAGAGGGUCUUGAAGCUUCAGAGAAAAAUUUCAUUUGGGUUGUGAAGAAACAACCGGGGGAAGAUGGUUGGUUGCCUGAAGGGUUCGAAAAGAGGGACGAAGGGAGGGGAUUGGUGCUAAGAGGGUGGGCACCACAAGUGAAGAUUCUGUCCCACGGGGUGGUGGGAGGGCUUGUGAUGCACUGCGGGUUGAACUCAACGCUCAAGGCGGUGGCUGUCGGGGUACCCAUGGUGACGUGGCCGAUUUUUGUGGAGCAGUUUUACAACGAGAAGCUGAUCACGCAGGUGCUUGGUAUUGGGGUUGGUGUGGGGGCCAAAGAAUGGAUGAGGGUUGUGAGGGAGAGUGUAAGGAGGGAUGAGAUAGAGAAGGCUGUGAGGAGGGCAAUGGUGGGUAAGAAGGCAGAGGAGAUGAGUACCAGAGCUAUGGCUUAUGGAGAGAUGGCUAGGAGGGCUGUUGAGGUUAAGGGAUCAUCUUAUGAAGAUCUGGAUGCUUUGAUUCAACAGUUAUGGUCUUAUGAUAUUGCUUAA
Malus domestica (apple) is the source of this 1419-nucleotide messenger RNA. RefSeq names its product UDP-glucose flavonoid 3-O-glucosyltransferase 7-like. The record is from RefSeq and is a predicted model, not a curated record. Gene Ontology annotation, molecular function: UDP-glucosyltransferase activity. Lineage: Eukaryota; Viridiplantae; Streptophyta; Magnoliopsida; Rosales; Rosaceae.